AUGCUUAUUAGAUUUAGAUCAAAAAAAGGUAUUCAUAGAGUUUCCUGCGAAGAAAACGAGCUUUUUGGAGCGGUCAUUGAAAAGCUGUUAGGCAAUUUAGGCCCCAAUGCCGAUGUCGACACAUUUACGGUUUGUGAAAAGCCUGGCCAAAACGUCCAUGCCGUUUCGGAACUAGCUAAUCAAACAGUGACAGACCUCGGUCUGAAGCAUGGCGACAUGCUGAUGCUCGACUAUUCGAACAAGCCCGGUAAUGAAACAAGUGAUGCCGGUGUCGGAAUCAGAUCCAUAGAUAUUGGUGAAAAGAACAACCCUCGACAUGGUUCUGCUUCGCUAAGGAGCAAAGAACUCGAUGUCGACGAGGUACUGGAGAAAGAGAACGGUUUAAUCCCUCGUCAAAGGUCGAAACUUUGCAAGCAUGGUGAUAGAGGAAUGUGCGAAUAUUGUUCACCUUUACCUCCUUGGGAUAAAGAAUAUCAUGAGAAAAAUAAAAUCAAACAUAUAUCGUUUCAUUCAUAUUUGAAAAAAUUGAAUGAAAAUGCUAACAAGAAAGAGAACGGGAGCUCCUACAUUGCACCACUCUCGGAACCAGAUUUUAGAAUCAACAAGCGCUGCCAUAAUGGUCACGAACCGUGGCCUCGAGGAAUAUGUUCCAAAUGUCAGCCAUCAGCGAUUACUUUACAACAGCAAGAAUUCAGAAUGGUAGAUCACGUCGAAUUCCAGAAAAGUGAAAUAAUCAAUGAAUUUAUCCAAGCGUGGAGAUGCACUGGUAUGCAGAGGUUUGCCUAUAUGUACGGCUCUUACUCUAAAUAUGAUAACACGCCCUUAGGUUUAAAGGCCGUUGUAGAGGCGAUAUAUGAACCUCCUCAACACGAUGAACAAGACGGAUUAACCAUGGAUGUCGAACAAGUCAAGGAAGAGAUGCUACAGAUUGACACACAAGCUCAAGCAAUGGGGCUUUCGCGUAUUGGGCUAAUAUUCACAGACUUAUCUGACGCAGGGACAGGCGAUGGAUCUGUUUUUUGUAAAAGGCACAAAGAUUCUUUUUUCCUCUCAUCAUUGGAAGUUAUCAUGUCUGCUAGACAUCAAACCAGGCAUCCUAAUGUAAGCAAAUAUAGCGAGCAAGGAAUUUUUUCUUCCAAGUUUGUCACGUGCGUCAUAUCUGGUAAUUUGAAAGGGGAAAUUGAUAUUUCAAGCUACCAGGUUUCCACUGAUGCUGAAGCAUUAGUCACUGCAGACAUGAUAAGUGCGUCCACGUAUCCUUCAAUGGCAUAUAUCAAUGACACCACCGAUGAAAGAUACGUGCCUGAAAUCUUCUACAUGAAGUCUAAUGAGUACGGUAUAACAGUAAAGGAGAAUGCUAAGCCUGCAUUCCCUGUAGAAUACCUUCUAGUAACAUUGACCCACGGUUUCCCUAAGGAUGAUUCGGAAACGAAUCCAAAAUUCGUUACUUCUGCCGGAUUUCCGUGGACCAACAGACAAGCUAUGGGACAGUCUCAAGAUUAUCAAGAACUGAAAAACUACUUAUUUCAAGUAGCUUCAAGCGGCGAUUUCAAUCUAUUGCAUGAAAAGAUCUCAAGCUUCCACUUGCUGCUAUAUAUAAACUCCCUGCAAAUACUUUCUCCAGACGAGUGGCAGCUAUUAGUAGAAUCUGCCGUGAAAACUGAAUGGGAAGAACCCUUACUGAAGCUUAUCUCUUCAGCCGGUUGGCAAACGCUAGUAAUGAUUCUUCAGGAAAGUGGUUAA
This is a messenger RNA of Saccharomyces kudriavzevii IFO 1802, 1743 nucleotides long. It is a transcript of the gene NPL4, whose product is annotated as nuclear protein localization protein 4. Gene Ontology annotation, cellular component: nucleus. The record is from RefSeq and is a predicted model, not a curated record. NCBI's taxonomy places the organism in Eukaryota, Fungi, Ascomycota, Saccharomycetes, Saccharomycetales, Saccharomycetaceae. Gene Ontology annotation, biological process: ubiquitin-dependent protein catabolic process. Gene Ontology annotation, molecular function: ubiquitin protein ligase binding; ubiquitin binding. The transcript has a single exon. The coding region runs from base 1 to 1743 and encodes 580 amino acids.